GAAUAUAAUGUUCCGAGUGAGUUUUAUACGGGCUUCAGAAACUUGUCACCUUGUUUUCAUUGGGAUGGACUCAAUGGGUUUUUUUUAAGAAUUAAAAUCGGUGGACGGGAAGGGAGGGAAAGGAUACCGUCUUUUUUUUUUUUUUUUUUUUUUUAUCAAACGGUUUUGAAGUUGUUUGCAUGCAACAGAUAGGGGGGAAAGACUGAACGGAGAAAAGAAAGAAAGAGGUGCUGGAGAUGCAGCUUAAGAGGGGUCUCAAACGCGGAACGAGCUUCCCCCACGGAGGGCACCAGAGGGAAGCGUAUUGAGUUACUUGAAAGGGAUUGUUUUGUGGCUCUCGUGCACACGCACUCGCACGCCCCAGAGUGUUCAGCGUUCAGAUGAGGGACCGGGGAAGAGGCGUGCACUCCAGAAAUGGGUUAAACGUGUAAUUAGAGCCCGCACUGGUAGCUCCAGAAGCUUAAAGGCAGAUUUAUCUUCUCUUAAGCUGUUGCGAAGGGCACAAGGCUGCUCUGUGCGCUCCUAGUCAGGAGGAGCCACCGCAGCCGUUGGCCGGACUUGAAGCCACGCCAGUCUGCCCAGGAAACAAGAGGGAGAAAGGCGAGUUUGUGUCUGGAUGGCUUGACCUCACACACCUCCCACACCCCAUCGCCACCCUUUCCCGUGCUGCGCGGUAUAAAAGGCGCCUGCUUGCCUUUGCAGAAGUUUGGAGCUUUUUUUUUUUUUGGGUCAAAUCUGAAUAUAUAUAUCUGAGAGACUCGAGGCAAGGAAGCAGCGUGGCUUGUUGGACUGAGGCUCCGAAGCAGCCGAUCGGAGACCAUGACUUCGGUUUUCAUGUGUGGAGUGGAAGAUUUCCUUUUUAGCGGCAGCCGUUUCGUCUGGAACUUAACCAUCUCGGCGCUCCGGAGAUGGUACACGCAAAGAGUGAGGGGCUGCCACCAAACCCUGAGCACGUGGUGUGGGGUAAGGGACCUUUACCAGAUGACCGAAGGGAGACACUGCCAAGUACAGCUUCUGGAUGAUAGGAAGCUGGAGCUACUAGUUCAGCCUAAACUUUUGUCACGGGAAUUAUUGGAUUUGGUGGCUUCGCAUUUCAACCUCAAAGAAAAGGAAUAUUUUGGGAUAACAUUCAUAGAUGAUAUGGGACACAAUGUCUGGCUACAGUUAGAUCACAGAGUUUUGGAUCAUGAUUUACCUAAGAAACCAGGUCCGGCAACUUUGUUUUUUGCAGUCAGAUUUUACAUAGAAAGCAUUUCGUUUCUGAAGGACAAGACUACAGUCGAACUCUUUUUCCUCAAUGCAAAGUCCUCUGUGCAACAGGGGCAUAUUGAAGUGGAAAGCGAGACAGUCUUUAGAUUAGCCGCUUUGAUUUUACAGGAAGCAAAAGGAGACUACUCUAGUGAUGAAAAUGCAAGAAAAGCUCUGAAAAACUUGCCUGCAUUUCCUACCAAGACUUUGCAGGAGCAUCCUUCACUUGCCUAUUGUGAGGACAGAGUCAUCGAACAUUACAUUAAGAACAAGGGGCUGACUAGAGGACAAGCGAUUGUUCAGUACAUGAAGUUGGUUGAAGCUCUGCCUACUUAUGGAAUCCAUUAUUAUGGAGUGAAGGAUAAACAAGGCAUCCCGUGGUGGCUUGGGAUCAGUUAUAAAGGAAUUGGCCAGUACGAUUUACAAGAUAAAGUCAAACCAAGAAAAUUAUUUCAGUGGAAGCAGCUGGAGAAUCUCUAUUUUCGUGAAAAGAAGUUUGCUGUAGAAGUUCAUGAUCCUCACAGAAUUUCAGUAUCAAGACGGACUUUUGGACAGAGUGGCCUAGUAGUACAAACCUGGUAUGCGAACACUUCUCUAAUCAAAUCCAUCUGGGUGAUGGCAAUCAGUCAACAUCAGUUUUACUUGGACAGGAAACAAAGCAAAGCAAAAAUUCCCUCAGCCAGAAGCUUGGAUGAUAUCGCAAUGGACCUGACAGAUACGGGAAUGCCAAAAGUUUCAAAGCUAACAGUUUUGGAAGCGAAGAAUCAACUUAUUAUGGCCAGCAAUGGUAGCUUAAUCUCUUCAGGAUCUCAAGAUUCAGAAGUCAGCGAAGAGCAGAAGAAAGAGAAAAUCUUAGAACUGAGAAAGAAAGAAAAACUUUUGCAGGAGAAACUCUUGCAGAAAGUUGAAGAGUUGAAGAAGAUCUGUCUGCGGGAAGCGGAGCUCACUGGAAAAAUGCCAAAGGAAUAUCCUCUGAACACUGGAGAGAAGCCUCCUCAAGUCAGAAGGCGUGUAGGUACGACAUUCAGAUUGGAUGACAAUCUGCUACCCAAUGAGGAGGACCCAACCCUGCAAAAUCUGGAAAGCAACUUUCUCAUCCAGCAAAAGAUGGUGGAAGCGGCAAAGAAGCUUGCGGGUGAGCCGGACCUGUGCAAAAACGUGAAAAAGAAAAGAAAACAAGAGUAUACAGAGGCUGUGAAAAAGCUCCAGGAGACUGAAAAUUCCAUCAAUGAAUAUAGAAUUAAAUGUGGGAAGAAACCUGCGCAGAAGUCAAGCCUGGUUUUAUCAGAUGAAAUUAUCCCGUCUGAGAGCAGCUCUUUGUCUGACACAACAUCUUUUGAAGACGGCAAUACUUCCCUUACUGUGGCAGUCCAAAGAAUAAUUUCUCUGCCAGCCUCUCCACCACCCAAAACUCUUGGAGUGGAAAGGAUCCAUCUCCGGAAGUCUUCCAUGAAUGAACAACUCUUAGAACAGAGACACUCCAGAGAUUCUCUGUCAACUCACAGCAGUCCAUACCGGACAGCCGAGAGGCAACACCAUGGAGGAAGAAGUAUGCCCACAACACCAGUCCUCACACGCAAUGCCUACAGUAGCAGUCACUUGCAACCCGAUACAUCCCCUCAGCACUGUUUGGAGACUCAAACUACCUUCUUAUCGGAAACCGCCAGUGAAAAGCCAAUGUUCACCCUUUCAAAAUCCCAAAGAAGUAGCAGCACAGAAAUCCUCGAUGACGGAUCCUCCUACACCAGCCAAUCCAGUGCAGAGUAUUACUGCAUGACCCCAAAUUCGAAGCCCUGUUAUAGCACCCAAACCCUUGACAACCGCACUAGAAACAGGAGACGGUCCAAGAAACCGAACAUUUCUGCUUCCAACUCAGGAAGUAUGCCUAACCUAGCCCAGAAGGACAACUGCAAUGGGAUCUAUGCAAAAAAGCAAGGACAGAUGCCAACCAGUUGCUACAUUUCUGGUUAUGCCCCUUCUAAAGAGGGCGACAUAUAUUACAACAGUGGCUAUGUCUAUGAGAACGGCACAGAGGGCCAAUACACAGUCAAUCCUUCCUAUCGUUCCUCGGCGCCCUACGGGUACGAACGUCGGUAUCGGGAAUUCAGAUCUUUCCAUGAAGAUGAAAUGGAGAGAGUGCCCCACAAUCCGUACGCCACGCUGCGCUUGCCCCGGAAGCCAUCGAUGAAAACAGAGCACAUCACUAAAAAUAUCCACAAGGCCUUAGUUGCGGAACAUCUCCGUGGCUGGUACCAGCGUGCCUCUGGACAAAAAGAGCAGGUUCUUGGCUUGCAGGCGGGCCUUGAUGCUGAUCGAGAGUCCCAGAGAAGCCUAGGCUGUGCUGGACUACAGAUGCUAAGUUGUCAAAGCAGUCACUCAUCUUCUUUCUCUUUAGCAUCCUCAACAAAUUCCUCCGUGAACUGGCGGAAUCAGGUCUUGUUAGGACUUCCUGAUUAUGAUACGCUAUCUCAGUCCUCUUUUGCCAGCUGUUACGGGAAUGUGUAUGGGAACCACCCACUGCAGAGCAGGAUAUAUCCUGAAACUAACCAGUUGGGCAACAGCAGUAGGAACCCUUUGCAAGACGGCCUGCAAGAGAACGAACAGAGGCUCUUCUGGCACGAGGAUUCAAAACCUGGGACUUUAGUAUGAACCUGCCCUCUCCUCCUUCAAAUGCCCCACGUGCCUUGCACCUUACAUGUUUUCCCUACGAAAACAAGGUUCCUGGUGCAGCAGCUCCGUCAAGGAGAUUUGUGCUGGGAGGACAAGAAGCAUUCAGUGAGAGAAACCAGAAGAAUCUCACCUGCGCUAGCACAACAGUAUGAAUCCGAAUCUCCUCAGCAAAAAAAGGACUCCUAGUUGUCUGCUUUUAAAGCUCCUAACCUCCAGAUGCUACUUUUGAGUUAAAAGUAUUUUUGAAAGCACUUUUUUUUUUUUAAGAAAAAGAAAAUGGGGAGUUUUUCGUGGACGUUGCAGAACAUCCCAAAAUGUGAAAAGAAGAUUCUUUGUUGGGAUUAAUGUUAUUUUUUGAGCAGCACAAUUUUUGGAGAGAAAGAAGCAGGCAACGCCGAGAGAGUCACAUCUGCCGAUCAAGAAGAUUCUGUUGAAGGAUGCCACGAGUAUAAUGAACCGAGUGGAGGAGUGGCUUUCUAUUGCAAUGCUACUUGAAGGAUGCUUGGUUGUGUGUGUGUGUGUGUGUGUGUGUGUGUGUGUGUGUGUGUGUGUGUGGUUUUUUGUUUUUUUUUUAACAGUAUUCCGAAUAAGGAUAAAGGUCUUUUAAAGGUAUGCCAUCUUGGAUAUAUUUCCAUAAGUUUAAACAUGGGGCAGGGGUGGGGCAGAGAAGCAGUUGCACAUAAAGGUAAUAAAAGCAUAAUUGUUUUCCUGACUUUUUUUUAAAAAAAUGCAAUUUUGCAUGUUCUCUUCCCAUCCUUCCCCAUGUUGCUAUGUAAUUGUCAAGGUUUAAUAUGGAAUGCACUGGGACACAUUUGAGGUGCUUUCACAGAAUUGUUUACAAGAGCUACACUGUCUUCCAUUAGCAGCACUCCCAGAUUUUCCCCCACCCCCUUUUCUUCUGUGUUUCUUCUUUCCAGAAAAAACAAACAAACAAAAUCCUUACAUAAAAAAAAAAAAGGCAGAAGAGCAGCACAAUAACCCUUGAAUACAAGCACCAAGGGCUCCUCUGUCCAGAAGUCUCAUAAUAUUCAAUGACUUUGAAAACAGAAACUUUGCAGUUGACCAAUUAGGGCAGAGGUCUUCAAACUUGGCAGCUUUAAGACUUGUGGACUUCAACUCCCAGAAUUCUCUGGGAGUUGAAGUCCACAAGUCUUAAAGCUGCCAAGUUUGAAGACCUCUGAAUUAGGGCUAUCUGGGCCAGUAUUACUCUUUGUUUAAUAGUGAAUGCAAAUACAUUUAAUUACACCAUGUAGGUGCCUUGAAAUCGAUAGGCAUUAAAAUGGAAAAGUACAAGAUGUGUGCAGAACAAAUGCACAAAGAAGUCUGAUCGAUGAGGAGAAUCCAUUGGCUAGGAUCUGCAGUGAUUGGGAACAGGGCGAACCAAGAAAGCAGCCCAGGUUGGAAAUUGAGUUGAAUGAAGAGCAGACAAUCUAAAAUGCCUGUUCGGUAAAUCCAGGAGCUGGAUACAUGUUUUGUUUCCAUCACUCUGUGAAAUCAACUUAUCUGAUCUAUGAGUAGAAAUGUGUGCAUACAUUAUAAAUUGUAAAAAGUGGCUUGGUGGGUAUGGUGUGGCUUGGUGGGCGUGGCAGGGGAAGGAUACUUCAAAAUCCCCAUUCCCUUCCCACUCCUGAGGGAAGGAUAUUGCAAAAUCUCCAUUUCCACCCUACUCGGGAGCCAGCCAGAGGUGGCAUUUGCCAGUUCACCGUACUACUCAAAAUUUCCGCUACCAGUUCUCCAGAACCUGCUGGAUUUCACUUCUGGGACCACAGAGUGAUUAAAUGACUAUUUCCAAUAAAAUCAAUAAUUUUUGGUUUUGGUGCAAAAGAGAGAGAUAAAAAUCAGUUAACAGGUUUUCGCCAGGAAAGAUCAGCCUACCUCAUGUCUAUCUGUCGGACUAAACUAAGCAUCAUCUAUCAGACUUUUGCAGCCUAUAAACAAUUAUGUUUCUUUCUCGGUUACACUGUGCUUCAGGAUUCUCUAAAAUGGUGCUGUUUGGGACUUUUAAAAAUAGGGUGCAUCACUCCUUAUUCAUAUUGUGAAUACAAUAGUUUCUGGCAAAAAAUAAUCUUUUUACCGAUACUCCAAAGCAUGUACAAAGAAUUCUAUAUAUGCUCACAUGAAUAUAUACGUGAGUCUGUGUAUAUUUAUGUACACACACAGGCAUACACUCGCAGAGAGAAGCUGAAUUUGUUAAGCUGGUCCUUAGUCAUUUGUAUUAUUAAAAGUUUUAAGUUUGGAAUAAACAUUGAAAAUGUAAAACACAAAUAA
Molecule: messenger RNA, 6186 nt
Organism: Pantherophis guttatus
Lineage: Eukaryota; Metazoa; Chordata; Lepidosauria; Squamata; Colubridae
Gene: FRMD4B
Product: FERM domain containing 4B
Biological process (GO): establishment of epithelial cell polarity
Cellular component (GO): bicellular tight junction; adherens junction; cytoskeleton
Source: RefSeq, a predicted model, not a curated record